Octodon degus (degu) is the source of this 600-nucleotide messenger RNA. Its product is annotated as interferon lambda-2. Gene Ontology annotation, biological process: innate immune response; positive regulation of immune response; defense response to virus. The transcript is spliced from 6 exons. The coding region runs from base 1 to 600 and encodes 199 amino acids. Gene Ontology annotation, molecular function: cytokine activity. The record is from RefSeq and is a predicted model, not a curated record. NCBI's taxonomy places the organism in Eukaryota, Metazoa, Chordata, Mammalia, Rodentia, Octodontidae.
AUGGAGGACCCUGCUGGAGGUUCCAUGCUGCUGCUGCUGAUGGUGGUGUUUGUCACAGUGCCAACCAGGACUCGGGCAGUUCCUGUGGACAGAACCCACUGUAUCUCUCUGGACACCAGGAAAUGUCAUAGGGCCCAGUUCCAGUCUCUGCCCACACAAGAGCUGCAGGCCUUCAAGACAGCCAAAGAUGCCUUUGAAAAGCAGCUCCUGCCGAAGAACACUGUGUGCAGAGCACGCCCCUUCCCCAGGACCUGGGACCUGAGGCAGCUGCAGGUAUGGGAGCGCCCCGUGGCCCUGCAGGCUGAGCUGGCCCUGACCCUGGAGGUCCUGGGCAACGUGACUGACCCAGCCCUGGAGGAUGUUCUGGAGAAGCCCCUAUCCACACUAUGUCACAUCCAUGCCCAGCUGCAGGCCUGUGUGAGUCCUGCGUCCCUCAUCCCCAGACCCCACAGCCCCCGCCUGUCCCACUGGCUGCAGAGGCUCAACCAGGCCUUCAAGAAGGAGUCCCCUGGCUGUCUCCAGAACUCUGUCACCUUGAACCUCUUCCGCUUGCUCACCGGGGACCUGAGAUGUGUUGUCAGGGCAGACCUGUGUACCUGA